GUGUCAUGUGUAAUAAAUGUAAGGAAAGAGACUGUUAUUUGCCUACUUCGUCGUUGAGCGGAUCACUGGAGAGAAAGAGAGAGUAAUAGUAUUGCUCCAAAGUUUUUCUCUCUCUACAAAUCAAGCUAAGGCAUUAUCAUUAUAUCAUGGCUCCUGCAGCAGUUUCGGAUUCAUUGAAGCCUCGAGAUGUUUGUAUUGUUGGUGUUGCACGUACUCCAAUGGGAGGAUUAUGUGGUUCUCUAUCAUCAUUGCCGGCAACCAAGCUAGGGUCUAUUGCUAUUGAAUGUGCACUCAAAAGAGCAAAUGUCGACCCAGCACAUGUGCAGGAGGUGUUUUUUGGGAAUGUUCUAAGUGCAAAUUUGGGACAGGCUCCUGCUAGACAGGCUGCAUUGGGUGCUGGAAUACCAAAUUCAGUGAUCUGCACCACCAUUAAUAAAGUUUGCGCAUCUGGAAUGAAAGCUACAAUGCUUGCAGCUCAGAGUAUUCAGUUAGGAGUUAAUGAUGUUGUUGUGGCUGGAGGCAUGGAAAGCAUGUCAAAUGCGCCUUUCUAUCUGCCUGAGUUAAGGAAAGGGAAUCGUCUGGGACAUGGAACUGUUGUUGACGGGAUGCUCACAGAUGGACUUUGGGAUGUUUACAACAAUUUUGGAAUGGGAAUGUGUGCAGAGUUAUGUGCUGAUCAGCACUCAAUAACCCGAGAAGAGCAGGACUCUUUUGCCAUUAAAAGUUUUGAACGGGGUAUUGCUGCUCAAAAUGAAGGAGCUUUUGCCUGGGAAAUAGUGCCAGUUGAAGUAUCUGGUGGUCGUGGUAAGCUAAAUACUGUCAUUGACAAAGAUGAUGGGCUAGAAAAGUUUGAUCCUGUAAAACUGAGGAAACUCAGGCCAGCAUUUAAGGAGGGAGGCUCAGUUACAGCUGGCAAUGCUUCUACCAUCAGCGAUGGCGCGGCUGCAAUGGUGCUUGUUAGUGGAGAGAAAGCCCUUAAUUUAGGGUUGCAUGUGAUUGCGAAGAUUACAGGGUAUGCUGAUGCAGCUCAGGCACCUGAGUUGUUCACGACAGCGCCAGCCCUUGCCAUACCAAAAGCUGUUUCAAAUGCCCAUUUGGAAGCUUCACAAAUUGAUUACUAUGAAAUAAAUGAAGCUUUUUCUGUUGUAGCUCUUGCCAAUCAGAAGUUGCUUACUCUUAACCCUGAUAAGGUCAAUGUGCAUGGAGGAGCUGUAUCAUUAGGCCAUCCACUGGGUUGCAGUGGUGCUCGUAUUAUAGUCUCUUUGUUAGGGGUUCUGAAGCAAAGGAGUGGAAAAUAUGGAGUUGCAGCUGUUUGCAAUGGGGGUGGUGGAGCAUCGGCUCUCGUUCUAGAGUUCAUGUAAGCCUUUUUUAAUUGGGCAUGGCAUCAACUUGGAACGGUCCUUUCUUUGAGACUAUGUUUCUUCAUUCGUUUGUUUUCUGUUUAGUGUUGACCUAAAAAGCUUUAUCUGUAAUGCUCCGUAGUAUCUUUUCAUUGCUAGUUUUGGGGAUCUACGAGAUACUUUUAAAUUGAACUUGCUUAAUGUAAUUAGGAUCUUUCAACCCAUUUAUGUAGUGAGUUCUUGUUAUGAAAUAAAAGCUCUGGUGGUUGUCUGAAA
Amborella trichopoda is the source of this 1616-nucleotide messenger RNA. RefSeq names its product acetyl-CoA acetyltransferase 1. Lineage: Eukaryota; Viridiplantae; Streptophyta; Magnoliopsida; Amborellales; Amborellaceae. Gene Ontology annotation, molecular function: acetyl-CoA C-acetyltransferase activity. Gene Ontology annotation, biological process: fatty acid beta-oxidation. The record is from RefSeq and is a predicted model, not a curated record. Gene Ontology annotation, cellular component: mitochondrion.